Molecule: messenger RNA, 2460 nt
Organism: Salarias fasciatus (jewelled blenny)
Lineage: Eukaryota; Metazoa; Chordata; Actinopteri; Blenniiformes; Blenniidae
Gene: tmem59l
Product: transmembrane protein 59-like
Exons: 8
Coding region: 92-1108 (338 amino acids)
Source: RefSeq, a predicted model, not a curated record
AGCAGCAGCAUCCGCACCAGCCGCGCCGCCACAAAGGGAGCUCAGUGCUGGUUGAAGCUCGACUCUCCGCUCCUCUCCUCCAGGGUUUGAGAUGCUCCGGCUCGGCGCCAGUAUGUGCGGCUUCUCGGCCCUGCUCCCGGUGCUCCUCGCCGGACUCGCGGCGGCGUCCUCGGAUUUGUUUGACAACCAGCUGGGCGACAUCAAUUACUGCAAAAAGCAAUGCCAACUCACCAUCAAAAACAAAAGCCCUGCUAAAGACUCCAUAAUGAACGCCUGUCAUCGUGGCUGUCGCCUCUACUCCAUCUGCCAGUUUGUCAAUGGCAACGCUGGCUUUAAUACCAGCAGGGAGGAGUGUCAGGGAGCCUGUCAGGAGGCCUAUAUUAAACUGCUGGAGCAGGAAGCUUGCAGCACUGGCUGCGCAAGCCAACCUGCUGAACCUGAGAUCAAGAGGAGGAAGCUGAAAGCCAUGACUCUCCGCCCCAAACCCCCUUCUGUGAUGGAGGCUGUGUCCAGUUGGUGCAAUGACAUCGUCAGCUCCGCACAGAGCUUCAUCUCCUCCACCUGGACCUUCUACCUGCAAGCCGACGAUGGAAAGGUUGUGGUUUUCCAGAGCCAGCCAGAGAUGGAGUACUCUCUUCCGGAGCUGCAGGCUCCUCGAUCCAAUGUGGCUGAAAAACCCUGGCCUCAGGUCCACUCCCACACCCAGAGACCCCACGGUGUGAGGGGACAUGGAGAGAAGGGAGCACCGAAAGCAGCAGGCAAAGGGAAGCACUCUGUCCAGCACACAGAAGAUCCCACAGCCGAGCACGACUUUCUCGGCUGCAUGUCAAGACGUUCAGGCCUCCCACGGUGGAUUUUAGCCGCUUGUCUCUUCCUCUCCAUCAUGGUCAUGUUGUGGCUCAGCUGUGCCAGCCUCGUCACCGCGCCGGAGCAGCACAUCAAAACUCAGCUGAGUAUCAAUGGCGAUAAAGAGUUUCUGGACAAUGCCCACAAAGUCAACCCAUACCACCUGAGCCCUGUGAUCGCCGUCACCGUGAAACAAUCAGAGGAGAUCCAGGAAGCAGGGCCGCUGCCAGUGAAAGUUGACCUCAACAAAACGUGUGUUUAGGAAUAGACCAGCGGAAGAACUGCUGUCUGGUUUUCCUGGGUAACCAUCUUUAAACUUUUUGGCCCAUCUGUGAAAGGAACUAAAGAAUGCAUCUCUUUUACUCAGUCAGCAGAGUUUUUAACAUAUUCUUAGGAGCAUGGCACCCUCCCGCCUUUCAGAUAAUAUAACCCAAACAUCAGGCUCGUGUUGGUUAGAUGGGGUUUCCGUUAGUUAUGCCCAUUAUGCAUCUCAUUUCAUCGAACAGUUCAGGUGUCUUCAGAUUAUCUCUAACGAUCGAACUGCUCUUUGCUGUUGCCUGAGAUAGUGCUCUUGCAUCAGAUUCGCACUAUGAGACAAACCAAGAGGAUGAAUUACUGCUUAUAGCUUCCAUAUCAUUUUUUCAUGUCUAGUGUGGGCAGGAGAAGACAGACACUGGCAUUUAUGUUAGUUUAAAUUCCCCUUGUUCUCACAGAGAUUUUUGAUUAAUUAGUGGCUUGCUCUGAGCAGAGGGUUGGAAAAAUAAGUUGUGGAGAGAAGAUUAAUUGAAAGUGAGCUGAAUACUUUGAGAGUACUCUCCCGAGUGUUGCAGGAAACAGAUACUGUAGCUCGCAUUUAACAGUCUGUUUACAUAAUCAGCAGUAUGAGCUGUGUAGUAAUACUGUCUCGAAAAUCUCCUGAAAUUGAAAGUUGUGCUGUUCAUCUUUGACUGUAUAAAAGGUGUGUAGUAGAGUAACUCUCUUCAGAGAAACACAAGCUCAACAUGUCUUUUCGCCCUGUUCCUGUGUCUCUGUGUUUGGAUUCAUCAGCAACAGCACACUUGAGUUUGCAGUGAACAAAUUCAAACAAGCUGAAUUAAAACUGUAACAGGACACUGUUGUUGAGACUGAACAAGGACAACACCUUUUUAUUUAUUUUGUUUUCUAUUGUCCCCAGUGUCAUUGCCAUGAUUUAUUUGUUCAAUAGUGUUUUUGAAGUGCCAUGUACAGUUAACUCAUCAUGCAAAUGUAAUUGCUCUGUAUGUAAAAAUACAUUGUAACACAGAUUGGAAAGAGACACACAAAAGGAAGAUUGCACCUAUUGUUGUACUAUGAUUAUUAUAUUCUUGCUCUCAUAUCACUUAAAGGAGUUCUUAGCUGUUAUAUGUGCCAUGUGCUUUCUAAUAGCUGACUAUUUUGUAUGUCCUAGGAGCACAUACUGAAGGAUAACCUCUGUAACAACGUGUAAUGCAAAGCUUUUAACAUAGACCUUUGUUAUUGAACAGAGUUGCACAGUAUUAGAGAAGAUUUUCUGUUACCCUUUCAGUGCUUUUGGUGUCCUGUAACGCUCUCUUUUAAUCCAGGCUGUGUAGACAAUAAACCUUGCAUGCAUGUGGA